CGCCCCCUCUGGCGUCACCGCAGCUGCUAGCUCGUCGGUUAGCGUGCUAACAGCGUUCGGCAGUGAUGAGACAGAGACAGGAUGAGACAGCAAACCUGCGAAUGAAGCCAUUUCAGCAUCCUCACGCAGGCCAGAGAGCUAAACGCGGCGGAGAACAGAUUUAAACCCGGAUUUAGGUCCCUAUUCAGUCACACCAGGAGUUCGGAAGAGCGUCUGCAGCGCUGAGGUGAUGUCCGUCUGUUUAUGUUCAUUUAUCAGCCGUCACUGACUCGAACGCGCUCUUCUGUCUGGACACACGCUGUUAGUGGACUGAGUCAGUGUUUAAUGUGCUAACCAGGAGCUAGCUGACGUUAGCCUGCAUUAUUUAGUAUAAACAAUCUGUUGGAGCAGCUGUCAAACUCUUGUUUGCUCUGUAAAUGGGGACUAUAAGCGGUUUCCUAACGACGUCACUGCACGGACUGUAGUGUCUCCAUCAGGUACAGUACACAGUCUACCGUGUUUACAUCCCAACAGAUGCAUCACUCGGACUCCAGCGGAGAGUCACCGGUCAGCAGGAGGAUGUCCCACCCAUCAGUGACCGGUCGCAGGGGCAGCGGUGUUACCGUCUCAUCUGAUGACCACCAGACGUCCCCGGACCCCAUCACCCCCCCCACAGCCUCAGCCUCCUGACCCCCGGGUCACAGGUCAAGAAGAAGAGCGGCUUCCAGAUCACCAGCGUCCUGCCCGCGCAGGUGUCCUCCGCCAGCGCCAACACCAGCCUCGCCGACGACACGGAGAGCUACGACGACAUGGACGAGUCUCACACCGAGGACCUGUCCUCGUCCGACAUCCUGGACGUGUCUGUGUCCCGAGCCACGGACACCGGCGUCCCCGAGAGGAGCUCGUCAGAGGAGACACUGAACAGUGUGCACGGGGGCGAGACGCCCGGAGUCACGUCGCCCAACGAGCCGCUGAUGCAGCAGGGGUACAUGGUCAAUGGUGUCCACCAUCAUCAUCAUCAGAAGACUGGACGACCCGCGGCUCCUGCGGCAGUCCCUGUUGUCCAGCCGGCUCCGGGCUCCAGCGGGCGCUCCGGCGUGGAUGCUGCUCCGUUACCGGACGCCUCCAGUGCUUCUGUCCCUCCGACCGCGAGCGCAGUGACCACCGCCUCUCGCUUCAGGGUGGUGAAGCUCGAUUCCAACUCGGAGCCGUUUCGGAAGGGUCGCUGGGUGUGUACGGAGUAUUAUGAAAAAGACGGCCCGGCGGGAGACGCAGCGGUCGCUCACAGAGCGGUGGAGAGCAUCAUUCAGUCUGAACACGAGACCACGAGCGGCAGCUCCUCUGGAAGCACUUUGAGCGGCGGAGGAGACGGUCAGCAGGCUCACGCUCCAGACCCAGGCGCCGGACAGACCGCUCUGUUGGGUGUCGAGAGUUCAUCUGCCUCGGUUCGACCCUACAGUGUAGAGACCCAGAGCAGCACCAAACCUCCGGUGUCCGUCAGCCAGAGCGCUCUUCCUCCAGUGGAGUACAGCCCGAGGCCCGCAGCUCAACCUCUUCAGAUUCCUCCGGUGUCACCCAGAGCUGUGCCAGUGUCCGUGGGGAUACCAGGGCUUCCUCCGGUGCCCGUGUCUCCGAGGCCACAGAUGAGCAUCAACCCUGACCAAACUGGAGCCCAGCUGUCCUCAUCUGCCGCUCCGAGCAACCUGCAGCCGCUGCACGGGGCCGCUGUACAAGCGCUGAGAGCCCCGCUCCCGCCGGCGGGCCCCGGGUAUGUGACGGCCUCGCAGCUGGAAGAUGCCCAGAGACUCCUGCUGCAGCACCACACACUGCUCUCACUGCCCCGGCUGACCGCAGGAGGCAUCGCCGGCCUCACCGGACCCCCUGCGUCUGAUGCUGCUGUCUCUGCUGAUGAGGACAGUUCCUCAGGAGCCAGUGUUGUGGCCAUAGACAACAAGAUCGAGCAAGCCAUGGACCUGGUGAAGAGUCACCUGAUGUACGCGGUGCGUGAGGAGGUGGAGGUGCUGAAGGAGCAGAUCAAGGAGCUGAUGGAGAGGAACUCUCAGCUGGAGCAGGAGAACACGCUGCUGAAGAACCUGUCCAGUCCCGAGCAGCUGGCACAGUUCCAGGCGCAGGUCCAGACCGGAUCGCCCCCCGCAGGAGCCCCACCGGCCCUCCCGCCCAACCCGGGCCCCGGACCCACCGCCUGACUACCUCUCUGUGAACGGACUCCACAAUCAUCACGGCCGCUGUCGCUCAUCACAGACGCUGCUUAUCAAACGUCACCCGCCUCAGACAAUCAGUGCUGACCUCCCGAGCGUCCCGUGUGCAUGCGGGUCAGUGCGAGCCGAGCGGGGCGUCAAUCAUUGCCACAUCCACCUUGUGUUCUUACGGUGUUUCCAGUCGCUCUGCUGGGUUUGUUACUGGUUUUAUCAGUUUGGCUUUUAGUUUUUUUCCUCUAGCUGUAUUGAAUACAUAUUGAGCACUUUGUAGUGGACACGUGUGAAUAAGACCAAACGAGCACCGCUGUGUGGACGAGCGUGACCUUUGACCCGUGAACCCUUGACCUCUGUGCCGUGUGUAAAAAUAACGGUGGACUGUGAAUCAGGUUUCAGGCUCACGGUGAGGAUGGACUUCCUGUGAGCUCACGAAUGAGUUCUGCUCUGAUUAAGUUAUUUGCCUUGGCUCUGGUCACCCGUCAGUCUGUCAGUGAUCGUGACCUUUGACCUCACAGUAUGUGCAUGUUUACUUUACAAUGUGACGUCAUGCAGUUGCACAUCGACUUUAAUAAAUGACAAGGAGAUCAAA
This is a messenger RNA of Carassius auratus (goldfish), 2784 nucleotides long. Its product is annotated as TSC22 domain family protein 1-like. Lineage: Eukaryota; Metazoa; Chordata; Actinopteri; Cypriniformes; Cyprinidae. The coding region runs from base 789 to 2186 and encodes 465 amino acids. Gene Ontology annotation, cellular component: cytosol; nucleus. The transcript has 3 exons. The record is from RefSeq and is a predicted model, not a curated record. Gene Ontology annotation, biological process: positive regulation of cell population proliferation; regulation of transcription by RNA polymerase II; negative regulation of apoptotic process.